Trifolium pratense (red clover) is the source of this 1438-nucleotide messenger RNA. RefSeq lists its product as uncharacterized. The record is from RefSeq and is a predicted model, not a curated record. The transcript is spliced from 2 exons. NCBI's taxonomy places the organism in Eukaryota, Viridiplantae, Streptophyta, Magnoliopsida, Fabales, Fabaceae. Gene Ontology annotation, molecular function: protein binding. The coding region runs from base 59 to 1258 and encodes 399 amino acids.
UCCAGUUUGCUCAAAACUCUGUAGGGUUCGAGAAAACUCUUAAUCGCUGUGCAAAUCGAUGGCCUCUUUCACUCCCAAAACCAAUGGUAUUCUGCUGCCAAAGGAACAUCAAAUCACACUUCCUUUUCAACUUGAGACCACUGGGGAAAAGGUGAAGGUAGAAGAGAACUGCUUGUCACAAAAAAAGGUGAAGGUAGAAGAGAACUGUGAACUUCCUUGGGAUGCGCUUGAUAUCAUUUCGAAAACACUAGAGCUUGACGACCACUUUCAAUUUUCCAGUGUGUGCAAGAAUUGGAGGGCUUUUCAUAAAAUUUAUUGGACAAGUUUUUUGGCAUCCCAAGAACCAUUACUUCUUCAACUUUCGUAUAGGAAUGAAUCACUUUCCUUUAUCAGCAUACCCGACCAAAAAGUUUAUUGCUCAAAUAUGACGAAGAAGUACUUCUACCCCCACCCUUAUAUUAUGUCUUCUAGCGGUUAUUUAAUCACGAUGGAUUCCAAUAACUCAUUUUUGCUAAUCAAUCCAUUUACAAGAACAAAGAAGGUAACCAAUCCCAUUACCUUUCAUUAUAAUCCUGUUAGUUACUAUGCCUUGCUUGCUUUUGACAAAUGCUCCGAGGAAUUUGUCUUGGUGGUUUUAUGCAGACUUAAUGAGAGUUUGCAUGUCUAUCAAUCUCGAAAUUGUGGUUGGGUUACUUAUUCGCCGACAAUGAGAAUUCUAGAGAAGAUUGUUGACUUUGUGGUUUUGCAUAAUAUAAUAUAUGUUGUCACUAACACGGGCAACAUAGGGAUACUCUGUUUGAAUUCUGCAAAUAUUAAAUUUCUAAAAUUUAAUAAUACUUCCGAUGUAGAAUUUUGCUUCGACAUUAAGUUGGUUAAUUGUGAUGAGCAACUUUUAGUGGUUAUGUUAUGGCGCAAGGAAAUAUGGAAUGUGUACAAGGUAGACUUCUCAACCAUGAAUUAUGUCAAAAUGGAAACUUUGGGCGACAUUGCACUAUUUUAUGCUGAUGAAAAACACUGUUAUGCAUUGAGCAAGGCGAACAUGUGGGGAUAUGAGAGCAACUCUAUGUAUGCCGUCGGUUCUUAUUCUACAAAGUAUAGUUUGUAUUUACCGGAAGUGUUUUCAGGGGGUGAUAAAAAGUUGCAAAAAUACUUUACACUUCCAGCUCAUCUUGUUGGAACAGGAAUAGCAGGUUACUUCCCGCGUGAUUGGUAUUUUAGACAUCUAAAAUAUGAGGUAGAUUAUUCUCUAGUUGAAUAAUUUGCAUAUUGUACACCGUGUUAUUUGCGGUCUUUGUGUUUCCACCUUUUUCCUUGUUUGCUUGCGAAUAGUUUGACUAGAUCAGAAAAAACUUGCAACAAUUGUCUGUAGUUUCAAUUUCAAUAUUAGACAAAUAUUUAGAUUAAAGAAAUAAUUAAAUACAUCUAUUAGUAUUGAAAA